Messenger RNA from Patiria miniata (bat star), 5888 nucleotides. It is a transcript of the gene ttc13, whose product is annotated as tetratricopeptide repeat protein 13-like. Bases 162 to 2873 code for a protein of 903 amino acids. The transcript has 19 exons. The record is from RefSeq and is a predicted model, not a curated record. Gene Ontology annotation, molecular function: protein binding. Lineage: Eukaryota; Metazoa; Echinodermata; Asteroidea; Valvatida; Asterinidae.
AUGUAUACGUACGUGUACGUGAAUAUGAAUGGCAAGGCUAGGCGCUAGGCAAAAUCACACGUCAUUUAACUUGAAAGCUCCGCAACUCUGCAGGUGUUUCCUUGAUCAGCAAAUGAAAUGUCCACCAAAGUUUGGAGUUUCUGAUCGAGUUCGAACCAAACAUGGCAGGAUCAGAAAUGCUUCGAGUUGUUUGGUGCAGUGUUAGUCUGUUUGCUGCAGUCGUUUUUGCGGUGAAGGAGAACGUGCGAGUAAAUUUGGACAUAGGCAUGGUGAACGUUCACUACCAAAUUCAAGAAGGAAGUCAGUGCGGAUCAAAGCAAACUGCACAGAAACUACUGCAUGGUAUUCCCAAAGAAUUACUGGAGAAAGUGUUUCAAGAACAAAAUUUACAAAGACAGCAGAGGAUUGCACUACAUGUAUCAGAAAACCAAGAAUUGAACCAGUUAGGCACUCCAGGCGUUGCUGAUUACAAGGAGAGUAGCUGUGCUCACUGCGGGCUGAGUGUCACACCGCAUCUCAUGGAAUCAGUCACCAUAGGAGAACUCGUCCAAGCAUGUGAGUCAGGGGAUGCACGCAUGGUACCCGGAGCCUGUGCUAAGAUGGCGGCAUCCUGGGUUGAGGAAACUAACAACCCUAAAAUUGUUGAGACAUAUUCUCUUGCAAUGGUGGAAAAGGGCCUAGUCCCCUUUGCCACAGGCAAUAGGAAAGUGGACCACAAGCUAGCAUAUGGUGUAGUUCUCCUCAACACUGGCCAUUAUGAUGACGCUAUUAUGCACAUGAAUGAAGUGGUGAAGGAACACCCUGACCUUGUAGGGGCUUACCAUACACGAGGCGCAGCAUAUGCAAAGAAGGGUGUUCGGUUUCCCCUGAAUGCAGAAUUGGCCUUACAGGACUUCAAUAAAGCUAUCGAGCUCCUCCCCAGUGCAGAGGAAGGAUGGGAAAGAAGAGCAGAGGUAUACUCAUCCCUUGGAAUGCACAAAGAAGCAAUGUCAGACAUGACUAAAGCCAUCUCCAUCAAGCCGUCUGCUAAGCUGUAUGCACACAGAGCUACGGUCUACUUCAGGGAAGAGGAUUAUGUGGGAGCAACCAAUGAUUUCUUGGAUUCGAUUCGAAUCAACAGACACCAGCCUGACAUAUAUCAUCUCCUAGGCCUUGCCUUGUACCAUCAAGGCAAAAUAAAGGAAGCCAUCAAGUACUACAAUGAAGCCCUCAAACUGAACACCAACUUUGUAGACUGUCUACGAAGCCUGGCUCAUGCUUACAGGGAACUUGGUAAUUUUGAUAAGGCCUUGGAGAAGUUCAACGCAGCCCUGUUGAUCAACCCUAAUCAUGUACAGUCGCUGCAGCUGCGAGGUAGCUUGUUGUACCAGGCAGGUUACCCUAAACAAGCACUGCCUGACUUUAAGGCCUGUACCUCCCUAGAGCCACACAAUAAUGUGUGUCAGUACAUGAAGGGACUCUCCUAUGCAGCAUUGGGCCAAUUCUACAACGCCAUUAAAGUCAGCACUAAGCUCAAAGUACUACACAUGCCUGAGCCUGGAAGCAGUGAGCAAGAUCGUGUCUUGUAUGUCAGAGAGUUUUCCCGUUACCUCCAUGCUCACCUUGAUAUACCAGUUUAUGCGUACAGCAUUGAUGAUGAUCUUGAUGGCGCUAUGAAGGAUAGAUGGAUCAAAGGCAAACCAUUUGAGACCAAAGGAUAUGUGGAAAUGCCAGGCCUCUCCCCAGAAAUUAGUGAUGUUGAGGACCUGGACUUCUUUGAGCUGAGCAGCGCAGCUCAGAAGUUGAUUUGUCGGGCAGCGCCGUUGGGUCGGUUAGGCCAGGUGGAUGCUGAGGGUUUCCUUCCAAACCAGAGGGCUCAGCUAGCCAUGGGACUAGCUAGUAUCCAGGUAGCACAAACCAUGACGACGGUAUGGGAGAAAGCCAGCAUGAAUCGAGUCUUUAGGAACAGCCAGGGUAAACGCUUUGGAUGGAGGGACCUGUUUGACUUAGCUGUCAAAUGGAGGAGACUAGUGGAUCUAGAUCAACCUGUCUUAUGGAUUGACAUGAUGCCAACGUCCAGUGUAGAGGCAGGAUUUAACAAUCACAUGAACCUUCUGAGGGGCCAGGUCUUCAACAUCCGAUUCAGCAAGUACUUUGAUGUUAUCUUCAAUCUCACCAAGAAAAUGGUCCUCCAGCACAACCUUUACGUCAAGUCCUCGCGAGCGGAGGCCAAGUUCCAAUCAGCCCUGGAGAAGGUCAACAACUGCGAGGAUCUACUCAAGCUAGUCAAGAAGCAGAAGGUGGGUGAUGGCACGGUGCCUGGCUUCAUGGUGUCUACUAAGAUAGCUAGCCAGAGGGAAAAGGGCCAUAAGCUAGAAGGAUCCAUCUUCUCACUGACUGGUGACAUUUCAGGCAAUGUGCUGUUUUCCUUAGACACAGCAACAACCAAGCAGCGGACGGAUCAGUUCCACGCAGAGAUUGAUUACAUCUGGAUGUUGCUGACCGAGGAAAUGAGAAAGGCCCACAUAAAUAAAGAUUUGGAUUCGGACUCGGUCAUUCAUCUGAUUCUCUCCAUUGUCUACUACUUCUACAACCUCAUGCCGUUAUCAAGAGGCUCUAGCUCCGUUGCCUACAGUGUGGCCGUGGGUCUGAUAUACGCCAUUGGGCAAGAGGUCACAGGUCACAUACCCAAGGGCAAUAUUGUGGAUGUGGAGGCAUUGCUGUCUGGAGGUCCUGAGAACUUCAUCUCCCUCAUGAAAAACUGGAUGAACAUCCGCGGGAAUCCAUCCAAGGGCAGUGACUUAGCACCUGUGUGUGAAACCUUUCCCACAUUGAGGGCAAUGCUGGAGGCACUGAAUGCGGGAUCCAGAGCCUGCACUAUGGCAGGCAUGUAAUAUGCUCCAAACUCAUAUAUUUUUAUACCAACUCACGGCACAAGUUUUUAUUUUGUGAAGUUUCUUUAAAAAAAGAAAGACUGUUUUUAAAUGGAGCUAGCUUCUUUUUUAAUGCUGUUAUAAUAAAAUGACUGUUUGAUGAAAUUUUUUGUAUUGACUUUAUAUAGGCAGGUGUUGGGGUUUAGGGCCAUUACAUUUUUGUUUUAAUUCCAACCAAUUGUUACUGGUACCUGUGCAUUGUUAAGUACUGAAAUAUCCACGGUUGACUUCUCAAGACAUUCGUGCCUGGGAGGUAAGAUGUAUCCAUUGAAUUGUCCUACUGUGAAAUAUAAAGCCGCUGGUCGCUGAAACUUUGAAGGUUUUGGGUUUUACAGAAACCUUGCAUUGUCAAGUAAAGACAAAUGAAGGUGUAUUUUUACAGUGUUCUCAAAAAUAAUUAUAUCUACUGAGAUGAAAUUUUGACGGGUUAGUUUUGUAAUUACCUGCUUGAGAUUUAUUGUAUUGUUGUUCCUUGAAUCGACAACAAUACCUUUUAUUGAAAAUGGUGUCCAUCACCUGUGAGUGGGGUGCAUGAGUAAGUAGAAGUUGGAUUCAAAUCCCUGCAACCCCCCCCCCCCCCCCCCCCCCCUCCAUAGCACUUUACAGUGCUUAUGACAUUGGUGAAGAAAACCCCUUAGUUCAAUGAACUUACAUCACCCAAGCACGAAAUUCCUACUAGUGUUAAAGUGUAAUGUGCCUCUUUUUUGUCUUGCCUUUAGCAAUGUUAAUAGCAUAUUGGUUGGCGCGGUAAUCGGUAUUUUUUCUUGGUUUCUUCAGGUUUAAACAGUGGUUGAGGGUUCUCUAUAGCCAUUAAGAAAAUAUUCCUGUUUAUCUUCAGUAUAUGUUCAUAAGUUCACAGCGGCUUUGCUCAUUCUGCCCGAUUUGUAAUUUCUUACUUUAUGAUUAAAAGCAGUGUCUUUUCCCCAGCCCUACACUCAGAGCGUGCUGCAGUAGGGUGUGUGAAUGGAAACAUUUUAUACCUUUCUAAAAUUGGGAUCCCAUGAAGCUUACUAGCCUUUAGGUAAGAAACAAAUUCUGCAACCGAAUUCACAAAACAGUGCCUGACUUACACUUUGGGUAGCAUUUACACAACAAAGUUGUCGGGCAGCUGCACAGUAUUCCUACCAUUAAUUUGUUACUUAUGCUACGUACAAAUGACUGCAUAAGUUAUGCCAUUAUUUGUUGUCUCUGUAACAUUUUCAUGAAGUGUCACAUAACUUGUUGCACAACUUAUGCCAUGAAAUGGUGUGUCCGUGGAGUUACUCCAUUAUGCAAAGUUUCAUCAAAUUGGCUGCAGGCCUUUUUUGAAAUUGAAGUCUCCAUGAUACAGGGUAAUUGGAAGCCCUUGGUUUCAGUCAACGCUUUGAUAUGAUGCGUGGACUAUUUGUACUACGUUAGUUCUGUGAUGAACCCCAAAAGAAAUAAGCUUUUGAGACCUUUAUGUGAUUUUCUGUAUGAGAGAGAAACAUUUUCCACCUUAGACUUAAGAUUAUUGAGCACUAUGGAAAAGUAGUUUGAAUCCCUUUAACAAAUUGUGUGUGGAUGAUGAGAAACAGGAAUAUUUUUUUUAAUUGGCUGAUUGUAAAGAAAUAUUUCAGUGUUUAUACAAAUAUCCGGAUUGGCUAUACUUUUGGUCUUCUUGCCUGUAUGUUUUGCUACAUAAAAGCUGGUGCUAUUUUUGUCUGCUGAAAAUCUGAAUAAUGUAGAGAAUGUAAUUAUGGAUGUGGAUUGACUGGCAAAAUGGAUAAAUCAUGGGCAAGUAAUUAAUGUUUUUACUGUAGAUGAAAUAUUUGGAUCACAUUAGUUCUUGAUAGAGGUCACCCCAUAAGGGGUCUUAUAAAUGUUAAAAGUCCAGAAGAGGACAAAGCUGAAUCCCAAGCAAUUCUAGACAGAUUAGGAUUGGGUCAUUCUAUAAGCUUAGGGUCCAAAGUGCGACAUUUUCCUGUCCCUGUUACCUCUUCUUUGUAAUUUGCCAUCAAGUAUAUUUAACCACUUCGCACCGGGAUUAUUUUUUCCGAAAAUUUUGAUUUUUCGCAAAAGGCAAAAUUUUCCAGCCAACUUCUGAUAUACAGCCAAACGCCACAAAUACUGAUUUGUACGAUAUUUUUUGCCAAAACCUUAUAUGUUUCAAUACUCCGGUGUGUGCGCUGGAGCGUAAACUGUACAACAAUAGGCCGUGCACAACGGCCAAUUCAAGAUCAACACGCGGUCCGCCUCCACAGACUUCACAGACUUUGUGUGUGUGUGUACAAAAACAGCCAGUGCCUGUGUACAAAAAUAGCCAGUGUGAACUGAUUAAGAAUGACUUCAUAAGAAUGACUUCAGACAAUUUUGUAUUUGUUGGGUAGGUUGUUUGCUAUUCAUAAUCACUCUAGCAGGAAUGCAUUAAGGAGUGCAUCAGAAUUAUAAAAUCAACGAUGUCAGGAAAAAAAGUUGGACUCUAAAUUUAUAGAAUGACCCAUUUUCAAUGUCAUGCAACACUUGCUAAUAUACAAAUAAUGAAUGUUUGUGAGUGCAAUGGUAAGAAUAAUUUCAUGGGGUGACAGAUGGGGUAAUGGAACAUUCCAUCUGUCACCUCAUGAAAUUAUUCUUUCCAUUGCACAAAUGUGAAACAUUCAUUAUUUGUUUUAUACAACACCUGAAUAAAUCCUCGUCAUCUGAUUGGUCAGAGCCACCAAGAUUGUGACCAUGCAAUGGAACUUUCAUUUACCAUUUAUUUUUGUGGUGCGGCCAGGCCCGCGCAUUGGGACGAAUAAUUCAAUGGCACAUGAUCAAUGACCCACCAAUCAGAUGAGGAUUAUCAGGCGUUGUGUAAAAGGUAAUAUAGAGAUAUCUAUCAUUCCUUAAACAAGGUAGUCUUCCUCUGUCAACUAUUGUGAGAUACCAGCAAGUAAUAUGAGAGAACAAAGUGACCAAUACCCUGUGUGAGUUCAAUCUCAAUAGUAUUUGGCAUACUGCCACAUUUUAACAUUGAAU